Molecule: messenger RNA, 786 nt
Organism: Medioppia subpectinata
Lineage: Eukaryota; Metazoa; Arthropoda; Arachnida; Sarcoptiformes; Oppiidae
Source: the annotation of a GenBank genome assembly
AUGGUGGCCUCCAUAUUCAUAAUAUCCGUUCAAAUGGAUCUCGCCUGGUUACAUCUGGAGGAUAUAGAAUUGAAGAAUUUCGUGCUAGAGAUAUAUUUACAGCACUUUGGGCUAAUGAUUUGUUUAUGGAAAGAGUUCGUGAUGAUGGUGAAUGGAGCCUGUUUGAUCCUAAUGUUGCUUUUGGUUUGUCGGAUGCCAGUAGCAUUGGGUGUCCAAGGAUUGGCAGAUGUGUUUAUUCAAAUGGGGUAUCCCUUUGAGAGCUUGGAGGCUCGAAAUGUCAACAGACUGAUUUUUGAAACAAUGUACUUCUCUGCUUUAGAAGUCUCUUGCCAGUUAAGUAAAGAACUAGGACCAUAUUCUUCAUUUCAAGGAUCUCCACUUUCAAAGGGCAUAUUUCACUUUGAGUCGUAUUCUCCAAGUGAGAAUGUCACAAGUGGAAUAUGGGAUUGGGAGUCUUUGAGGCAGGAUAUUGUACGGUUUGUAUGGGAAGUCAAGAUGAAGAGUGUAAUUGAAAUGGCAGCAGAUAGGCAAGCAUUUAUAGACCAAUCUCAAUCAUUGAAUAUUUUCCUAAAGCAGCCUACAUAUUCACAACUAUCCUCCAUGCACUUCUUUGGAUGGUCUAAAGGACUUAAAACCGGAAUGUACUAUCUAAGAACAGAGCCUGUGGCCAGUGCUAUUAAGUUUACGGUCAACCAGGAGAUGGUUGAGUCUACGUUGAGCUCAUUAAGAGAUGCAGAAAAUUCAGCAAAUCAAGCAGAUAAGGAAUGUGAAUCAUGUUCCUGUUAG